AUGGAGAAAAAAGCUAUGAAGCCUAUGACACAAGCCAGGACAGAGCUUCUAGUGAAUGGGGGAAUGUUUUUCUUUGUCAUUUUCCUGAACACACAAUCCAGUGAAAAUUCAAUCGAAUUCUUGGUUUCUGUUCUAGAGAGAGGGGAGAGAAAAUGGGAGAAAAGAGAGAGGAAGGAAGAAAAACAUGAAGGAAGACCGGGAUCCGUUUGUUUCCAUUCGGGUGACUCAACUUGUCGCGUUGACUCGCUUCAACCCGCUUCGCAGAUCCUGCCAAUGAGUCGAGCCGAUUGCCCUGAGUCGCGUUUUGAGCUGCUUCAAAAGGAUUCCCACCGUGUGGCUAAAAUAUCUUACAAACUUGUUGAAAGUGAGAAACCGAUUAGCAACGACGAAUUUUGGGGGUGGUUUUGGGCCCAUAUAUUAUUUGCUCUACCAUCAAUUCCAAGUCAAUUUGGGCCAUUUGGGCUUCAACCAGGUGUUCCCUUUUCGACAUUGGAUUUUACUAAUCAAUUAAAAAAAAUUAGAUCUCCUCCGUUAUGGGCUUCUAGCCAUCAAGCUAAGUCGAUCAAGUUUCUGCUAAAAAAGACGGGUCACUUGACCUAUCCGUACCCAAAUUCAACUGAAACUAGAUCCCUCCAUAAGGCUUCUUGCCCAGAAAACCCUAAUCUGCAAUUCGUGAGCAAUUUGACGGGAUCAUCCAUGCUAGAAAUCUCCGCGCUUUUGACCACUGUACCCAUUCUAGUACUUUUGCGUCACUCCAUCAGCUCUAAAGCCCUAACUGAUGCUGAUACCAGACAGACCUCUUCAAAGAAAAAGGAUAGUGCAAUGGUUGCUUGUAAGAGUUUAAAGGCUUACCUAGCCACAUUAGCUAUGGAUUUUGUCUUCUUUGUUCUUCCCACACUUUUACUUUUCACUGUUCUAGCAGAGUGGACAUACUCAUGGGCGAUUCUGUUAUCAUUGUUGCUAUUCAUCUCUGUCGCUGUCAAAAGAUCUCGUUGUUUGCCUUACUCUGAUGGACCUAAUUCUUUUAGGACAAGCAUAUCAUCUUAUAGGGUUGCUAUGAUGAUUGUCACAUGCUUAUGUAUCUUGGCUGUUGACUUCAGAAUAUUUCCUAGAGAAUUCGCUAAGACAGAGACUUAUGGCACUAGCUUAAUGGACCUUGGGGUUGGCUCCUUUGUACUAGUGAAUUCAAUUGUUUCACGUCAAGCACGAAAUGUCUCAUCAUCAAUGAAUUGGUGUAAGGCAACCCUUAAAUCUACAACUCCACUACUACUGCUAGGAUUUGGUAGACUUAUUUCUACACUGAGUGUUGACUAUCAGGUUCAUGUGGGGGAAUAUGGAGUACACUGGAAUUUCUUUUUCACACUAGCUGGUGUAUCUAUCCUUACAUCCAUAGUAAACGUUCCCCCAAAAUAUUCUGGAAUUCUUGGUUCAGUAAUUUUAGUUGGGUACCAAAGUUGGUUGAGUAAUGGGCUAAAUGUGUAUCUUCUUUCUAACGAAAGGGGAAUGCAUAUAAUAAGCAGAAACAAGGAGGGAAUUUUUAGCAUAUUUGGAUACUGGGGCAUGUAUCUUAUCGGUGUUCAGGUGGGCUACUAUCUCUUCUUUGGAAAUUGUUCUUCUGCUGUGCUGAGAAGCAACAAUGGAACACGGAUUAGAGUGUGGCUUCUGUCUAUCAUGUUUUGGUUUCUGACAUUGAUUCUAGACAGCUAUGUUGAAAGAAUUUCUCGUAGAAUGUGCAACUUGGCUUAUGUUACUUGGGUGUUGGCUCAAAAUCUGCAGCUUUUAGCAGUACUAAUGCUUUCCGAUUAUGUCCCUGGGAGUAAAAUUUCAGCUCUUGAAAGAGCAUUUGACCGGAAUUUAUUGGCUUCUUUUCUUCUGGCAAAUGUGCUAACAGGGCUGGUAAACUUGUCUGUGGACACCCUGUUUGCCUCAUCAGUAUCUGCCCUUUUAAUCCUGAUUUUCUAUGCUUUGACUUUGUCUGUGGUCAUUGGAAUUAUAGAAUUUUAUGGUGUAAGGUUAAAAUUUUGGUAGGGAUGAUCGUUAUGUCUGCUUGUAAAAUGUUUUUUUUUUCCCUGAAAGCUAUAACAAAAUUAUCUGGUUCUGUUGUGCCUUAGAAAGAAAAUGUCCUCGACACAGCUCAGAAUAGAGGAAUCUAACCACAAUUACAUGAUUUUAGCAUGAAGUUGAUAUAUGAGUUGUAAUGUUCUAUGAAAUGUGAAUAUGAAUAUAGGACAUGGUAAACAUGACAUGGAUAUAGUUAUAGGACAAUUGAAAAGGUAGGUUAGUUACUAUACUGACAUUGAUCGUUUGUUGUUUAUCCUGUUAUUAUAGGUUACUUGCAUUGCACGAACUGUAUUUUCUCUAAUAAUAAGCACAUAUAUAUAUAUAUAUACAUUUCUUGUAAAGAAACUAUAUUCACUGAAAAUACAUUAUGUCAUGGGGUUAUUCCUUAGAAUCUUCAGGCUACCAAGGUUCAUCUAUUCCGUGAUGUGAUGCUUCUUUGGUUAACUGAUUAUUGAACUCAUGUCCCUUAAAGACCAAGAAAACAUCGGGCAUGCCCAUGACCAUGGACUUGGACAAGGACAUGCACUUGUAUACGUUUUUGUCAUGUUGUACGGACCCAUUUGGUUUGGCAAAUGUCAGUGGAUAAAUACAAUCUACAACUCAUAGUGUGCAUGGGUAUGGUAUGUAGUUUUGAAGUUUCUGAGGUGUAGAUAUUAACAUUUAUUUGUACAAAGGAACAAUACUGGAGAUGAAAAUCUAGGAAAAACUUAGCCAAUCAGUACGAAAUAUGAAUUAUGAAAGAGGCAAGGGAGACCGUUAAAAAAGAAAAGAAAAAGCUGAAGAAAAAAAAGGGUAGAAAUUAAAAUGUGUAGGAAGCUGAGGGUCACAUGGAUUACCCUGCAAUUUGUCUGGCAAAUUGGACCGCCUGACCUCAACAGAUAAGGCGACAGUUCCCUGUGUUUCUUGUCUCUCUUUCUCUCUCUUGUUUCACACGCCUUCGUAAUUUUGUUUUUAAUAAAAAAAAAAGAAAAAAACAUAUCUAGCAUGCAAAGUUUGUACUAGUACCAUAAGUAAAUUACACGUGGCAAAUAGCAAUUACUCUGACAUUUUCCUUUGUU
Molecule: messenger RNA, 3119 nt
Organism: Durio zibethinus
Lineage: Eukaryota; Viridiplantae; Streptophyta; Magnoliopsida; Malvales; Malvaceae
Source: RefSeq, a predicted model, not a curated record